This is a messenger RNA of Silurus meridionalis, 1101 nucleotides long. RefSeq names its product complement C1q-like protein 2. Gene Ontology annotation, molecular function: protein binding. The record is from RefSeq and is a predicted model, not a curated record. NCBI's taxonomy places the organism in Eukaryota, Metazoa, Chordata, Actinopteri, Siluriformes, Siluridae. The coding region runs from base 66 to 740 and encodes 224 amino acids. The transcript has 4 exons.
UAAAGCAGCCGCUGUAUAUAAACGUUGGUGUAAAAGCGAGUCAUGUAGAACACUCAGCAGUGAAGAUGGAGAGAAUCGCGUUCCAUGUUCUCAUCACGUUUCUGCUGAUGCCGGAGCCAAGCCUUCUGCAGGAAACAGAAAUGAAGGGAACUUCUCAGGAUGUAUGCUAUGAGAUGAAGCAGCUCAGAGAGCUCCUGUAUCAGCAAGUGGCCGCGUUAUCCGAGCUCAAGGUCAAGAUGGAAUACAUGGAGAAAGAGAACACAGCUCAGGCAGCUGAGCUGAUGGUCGUGAAGAAGGAAUUGGAAAGCGUGAAGAAACAAAACGCUGAGCGGCCGAAGGUGGCGUUCAGCGCCGGUUUAUCUCCAGGACAGAAAGGACCUUUUAAUGUUGAAACCACUCUGAUCUACAGUAAAGUGGUCAGCAACAUCGGAGGAGCUUAUAACCCAUACACAGGCGUGUUCACAGCUCCGGUUAAAGGCGUGUACUACAUCCGAUUCACAGCCGCUGCCUACAGCAGUAACAACUACAACAUGGGUGUUCACUUGUACAAGAACACAGAGCACCUCAUGCACUUGGGCGAGUAUGAUAAAGACGGAACUGCCAGACACGUGUCCAGCGCUCUGGUGCUCAACCUGGAGGUCGGAGACGUCAUGUACCUCCGUCUCCUGACCAACUACGCCCUCUAUGAUGAUGCUAUGCUCCGUAACACCUUCAGCGGCUUCCUCAUCUUCCCAUUUUAACAAAUCUUUGGUGCCAAGAAUUAUUACUGCAUUAUUAUGUUUCUGUUGAGCUUCGUUUCUAAUGUAAACUUUACAGCAUUGCCUCUGACACUGGAGACUCCUUCCAUGAAUGUUACAAAAAAUCUGUUACUUUAUAUUUCAGCAGUCUUCAGAAUCAUACAAAUAUAGUGAACACACCAUAAUUAUUUGCAGGGUGUCUGUCCUGUGUUUGUGAAAAACAUAUCUGGGCAUAAACAUCUCACAUUAAUGUGUGAUUCUCUCACUGUUUAUGCAGAAAUAGAUGUAGGAGCCUUAAAAACAUCGAUCAUUUCUCUCGUUACUCCUGUUCUUAAACAAAUAAAUCAGGUCUCAUGUGAAGUCA